Messenger RNA from Malus domestica (apple), 1232 nucleotides. RefSeq names its product histone deacetylase HDT1. The record is from RefSeq and is a predicted model, not a curated record. NCBI's taxonomy places the organism in Eukaryota, Viridiplantae, Streptophyta, Magnoliopsida, Rosales, Rosaceae.
GGCACAUUAAAAUCUCUCUAGGGAAGAACCCGAUGGAGCCUCCAUAUAAAAUGAUCCGCCUCAUUCCUCAAGAUUAAAAUUGUCACCGAAAAAGAAACCGAAAAUUAGAAAUUGAAAAUUCCGCAAAGCCUUCUAGAAGACCUAGCACUAGCAAGCAAUGGAGUUUUGGGGUGCUGAGGUAAAAAGUGGUCAGUCUCUUGUUGUUGAUCCUGGUGAAAAGCUUCUGCAUCUUUCGCAGGCUUGUCUGGAUGACCUUAAGAAAGCGAAGGGAGGCGAUCCUAUUUCACUCUUUGCAAAAGUUGGUGAUCUGAAGCUUGUUCUUGGGUUUCUUUCUGCUGAGAAAUCCCCUCAGUUAAUGUUUGAUAUUGUAUUUGAUGAGAAAUUUGAGCUAUCCCAUAACUGGAAAAAUGGGAGCGUCCACUUCACUGGAUAUAAGUCUAUGUGUAUUGUGGAGUCUGAUUCUGAAAAGGAUGAUGCACCACCUAUUAGGGCACCUACUCUGGUUGAUAAGGGAAAAGCAAAGGUUAAUGUUACUGAGGUAGCUAAGAAGCCUAUUAAAUCUGAGCAAAAGGAAGCUAGUAGCGAUGAUGAUGAUGAGUUUGUUGGUCAUCAGGCCUUGGCUGAGGGAGAUAGCAGUAAAGAUUUUGACGAAAGUGAUGAUGAUUCUGACAGUGACGAUGACAGUGAAGAGGAUGAAGAAACUCCGAAGAAGGCUGAUGUUGGCAAGAAGCGACCUGCUGAAUCUUCUAAAACACCUGCUAAUGACAAGAAGCCAAAGUUUGUUACUCCUGAAAAGAUUGGUAGCAGGAAGGGCAGCGUCCACACAGCAACUCCACACCCUUCAAAGCAGACUGGGAAAAAACCAGCUACGUCCGACCAGUCAAAGCAGCAGGCUCCUAAAUCAAGCGGUGCAUUCCAUUGCCAACCCUGCAACAGGUCGUUUAACUCGGAUGGUGCAUUGCAAAGCCAUACAAAGGCAAAGCACAGUGCUGCAAAGUGAGAGGCAGAUUAUUCUCCACCCUCUACAUGGUGAUGUUUUGGGAUUUUGACCAGAAGAAAGAAGUUCGGUUUAGCAAGAUAAACGGAGAUUAUUGGUUACUAACUGGUUCUGUUUUAACCAGCAUGGAUGAGAAUUUAUUGCAGUUGAUUAAUCUGAGUUCUGUGGUUUUCGAAUUUAAGACGUUAUGAUUCGUUAUUUUACGUCGCUGUUCGUUGCUUUCGUUUCUUACCAA